Molecule: messenger RNA, 777 nt
Organism: Colletotrichum paranaense
Lineage: Eukaryota; Fungi; Ascomycota; Sordariomycetes; Glomerellales; Glomerellaceae
Exons: 3
Coding region: 1-777 (258 amino acids)
Source: RefSeq, a predicted model, not a curated record
AUGCCAUGGUCCAUGGCCCACGGGGGUGUGGACGACAAACACCGCCGGGCGGGCCUGGAAUCGCCGCGCCCCCCUGGUCCUAGAGUCGGUAUCGCACCCUCUUCCAAGUACUCCGUACCUUUCUUCCUCUCCUUGGUGCUUGUCCCCAAAUUCCACGGAGCGCCAAAAACCAACCGGCGGCUACAGAGCCACGCCAGCUUACACGGCGUGACGGCGCGGCAGGGCGCUUUCGUUGGACGCUGCGCUCGUGCCUUUGGACACUUCUUUGACGGCACGGCCUCUAGCGAUCGAGAUGAAGAGGGGCCGGAAAUGCAGCAGCAAAACUGCGUGGUCCCCCCAACUAUAGAAGUUCUCCAGGGGCACAUUUUCCGGUUGAGUCUCUCCCAUGCCAACUCGACCGCGUCGUCGUCGACACUCUGCCGAUUUGCAAGUCCGGACACCAUACCUCUGCACAUCAUCAAGAUAAUGCUGCUGGAUGUCUCUGGUAUGUGGGAUAGCCAGUCCACGGCUCGUCCCGGCCAUCGGGCUGGUCUGGAACACACGACUGGCACGCUGGCCGAGGGUCGACACGGCUGUUGCUUCUGUGCAAUGUGCACGAAAGACAGUGCCGGCAAAAGCUGCCGCCUCGUCCGGGUCUGCUACGUUUGCAAGCUGUUCCGUCUUCGCUCCGGUGGCAUCCCACCCAGCACGCCCUCGCCCCAGUUUUCACCAUGGAGCAGCAAUCCCGAGAAAGUCCAGCGCCAUCUCGUUCCGGCGACGCGCCAAAUCUCUGUUUAA